Molecule: messenger RNA, 2693 nt
Organism: Paramecium octaurelia
Lineage: Eukaryota; Ciliophora; Oligohymenophorea; Peniculida; Parameciidae
Source: the annotation of a GenBank genome assembly
AUGAAUAUCAGACAAUUAGAUAAUAUUGUUUCUUGGUUACUCUAAAAAUUUAAAUAUGCUCCUUAUCGAUGGAAUGAACAGCAAGUUCAUUAUUUUUGUGAGUUUGUUGGAUUAACUUGGGCAAUUCCAAUUGUCACAGUAAAUCAACAAUAAUUGAUUUUAGAUUCAAACCAUUCCCAAAUAAAGAUCAUAAAACUACUAAUAGGAAGUGCCAACUGAUGGAUAAAAGUUUCAAAUUCCUUUACUCGAUAUUUGUACUAAGCAAUAUGAACAGAUUUUAGAAGUAUGCACCUCCUAAAGUUUAUUCAAGAUGAUUAGUCAUUCAAUCGACAUAAAUCUUUACUAUUAGAUAUAAAAAUUAAAGAUUUGGUCUCUUAUAUUGUUGAAAUAUCAGAAUUAUAGAGAAAUUUUGAAAAAGCUUUAUGGAUCAAAAUUAUUUUUUUAAUAAAAAUGCAAAACUUGUACAGCAGAAAUAAGUUGCUCGUGCUCAGUUCUAUCUAAUAUCAUAUAUGAAAUAGAGAUCUAUAUUAAAAGUAUAUAUGAAAUGAAAAGCCUCUAAAAUCAUAAUAGAAAAUCAUCCAUGUUUAUUAGUUCAGAUAUUAUAAAUCUUUUGUUAAAAUCCAUAUCUCAUUUACCUUAAAUUGAUUAAACACCUUUGUUUUGGGAUAUGGAUGACAUCAAAGCCUUAUUGUAUGUAAUCAAAUUUCAAGAUUAUUACUAACUUCUUUAUUAGAAUUAGAUAGAUGGAUUUGUGUUGCUAUUGUUAGUGAAUCCUCCUUUUAAAGGUGAGGAUUUAUUUCUUAAAUGCUUACUUUUAAGUUAGGAAGGCUCUCAAAAGUCAUAAAAUAAUUUAGUACGUAAUAGAUCAAGCAUGGUGAGAAAUACUAUGUAGACAGCAAGUAAGUACCAUUAAAUAAAUUAAUUGGUUAAUCUACUGCAUUAUUUGUUGUAAAUAUUGAGUUUUACGGCAUAUAAAAAUCAAGAGUCUUAUAAUGAGUAUAGAAAUAUUGGAUAGAGAAAAGUGAGUGAGAUGAAGUGGCUAUCUUUAUACUAUUUUUCAAAAGCAGCCAGAACAUUAUAAUUAAAUAGAAGUAUUUCAUUGCUCGGUGAAACCAGAAGCUCAUCAAAGUCUCUUGAACAUAGAUUAUAAUAGUCAAAUAUGUAAAGGCAUAAAACAGAAAUGAUAGAUAUUAAGAUGAUGGUGAUUGAAGAAAAUCUAGAUGCUAAUAAAAAAAAAUAGUUUAGUCAUCCUAACGUUACUUAAUCUGCCAAAUCCUCUCCGCAAUCCUAAAGAAAUAAUUAGUGGAUGCAACUUAAGAAUUAUAAUACAAAAAAAAGUAUUACAGGAAAUUAGGUUAAUAAUGAUUUAAAAGAGUCAGUCUUGAUGUAUUAUUUGAAAUAUAUUAAUUAGUUAGGAUUAAGAUUAAGAUUACAUUGACGAGCAAGACAGAGAUCUAUAAUAUACAGAAACCAAUGUUUAAAUAGAAGAGGACAUGGAGUCGAUUGAAAAUGUUAAUUAAUCUUAGGAAGAACAAACUCAAUAAUUGACAAAUCAGGAGGAAUAUAUUGGAUAGAAUGAGCAGAUGUAAUAAUCUGUUCUUAUGAUUUAAUCGGUAAUAUAAUAGUAUUUAUUAUUUUAUAGUAAUAUUUACAAUAGUAAUAACAAUAAUAAUAAUAAUAAUAAUCACAGAUAAUGUAAGAAUCUGUAUUUAUGGGACAAUCUGCUUUGUUACAAUAAUCAACAAUAUUGUAACAAUCUUAACUCUUACAACAAUCACAAAUAUUAAAUAAAUCAAUUCAAAUUAACUAGAUUAUUGAGGAAUAGGAUCAUAAAAGAGUAGAGUACUUAUAGUAUUAUAAAUAAUUAGAUACAACAGCCAUAAUCUUUCAAAGAAUAAAUUUUAUAAAGAUUAUAAGUGUUAAGUUUAACACCAAUUUUUGAUCCAUUUUAAUUGUUUUAAUCAACUCAUUUGAAAUUAAAAUGUGAUGAAUAAUAAAAGGUAUUGAAUUGAAUAAAUAAAUCUCUCAUAGCUUAAGAUAGUGAAUAUCUAAGGUGCCUAUUUUGGUAGAAGUGAUGAAUGUACCUUUGCAUUUACUGAUCAUUCGAAAAUUAGUAGUAAACAUUGCCAAAUAUUCUAUAAAGACAGUAUUUAAACUUUUAAAUCUUCUUAGAAGCUUUUUACUUACUGGAUGUAGGAUCAAAAGGAGGAACCUUUAUUAAAAUAAAUCAUAACUUUGUGAUAGAAAAAAACAUGUCAUUUUAUAUAGGAAAUAGAUUUGCAUUUAAAAUAUUGGAAAUAAAUACUGAAACAGGUUUCUUAGAAGUGAGAUAUGAGCAUGAAGGAGCAGCAAAACACAAGCAAAUAUAUUUAAAAAAGGGAGACAAGUUUUUAAUUGGAAGAGAAAGAUCUAAAAACAAUUUUACAUUUAUGCAUUCUCAGUUAAUAUAUAAUUUAAAUAUUAGAUGCAACAAACUAAUGAGUGCAAGGCAUUUAGAAAUUAAUUAUGAUUAUAAUUUUAAGAUUGGGUCUGUAAAACUAAUGAUUAAUGAUCUAGAGAGUAAAAAUGGAACCUGGUUGAGAUUAAGUGAAAAAUAGCUAAAUAGUUCCCCUAUGUAAUUACAACAAGGAACUAAAUUUAAUUUAUCAUUUGAAAUUAUAUUCGAUGUAGUUGAAUUGGUUUGUGACGUCUGA